Pisolithus orientalis is the source of this 840-nucleotide messenger RNA. RefSeq lists its product as uncharacterized. Bases 68 to 709 code for a protein of 213 amino acids. The record is from RefSeq and is a predicted model, not a curated record. The transcript has a single exon. Lineage: Eukaryota; Fungi; Basidiomycota; Agaricomycetes; Boletales; Pisolithaceae.
UGCACGAUAUCUUGCUGCGUUAAUACUGGCUGCUAGUAUUGUCACCCGCCCAUCAUGGAUGAAUUAGAUGAGACACGCGCCGAGCUGGACUGGAUGGAAGGGACCGAAAGAACACUUCAAGCAGCUCAUAGAAAUCCGGGCAGCCAUAAAGACGCAGAAAAGCGAGGUCAACGAUCUCGCCAAGAAAGGCCCUCCAGCGAUCAAUUUUCUCCCUGUUGAAAUCCUUUCGCAGAUAAUACUCCAAUCCUUGCCAAAUUGCGAUGACCGAUGUGAGUUGGGGGAGUUUCUGCUAGUGGACCGCAGGACAAACUUGUCAACGGUGUCACGGUUCUGGAGGAGCGCGAUCUUGGGCACACCAAAAAUCUGGAGUGAUAUUGUGCUACGUCGAGGACUUCCGACUGCUGCAGCCUUGAAGACCCAAUUAAUGAUGAGUGGCAAUGCUCUUUUCGAUGUCUACAUUGCAGGUUUGCCAUCUGCCUACUAUUCGCAGGCACGGUUAUGGCUGGACAGCUUUGUCUCCAGCGCCGAUCGUUGGCAAUGUCUUCACAUAGUUGGGGUCGACCGUGAUAGGUGCCUAACAUCCUUCGCGCACCUGAGGGCCCCUUGCAAUUUCCUUUUCUCGAGGAAGUUCACAUUUCUAAUAUGGAUGAGGUGUUCGUCUAUCCGCGAUUUCUCCUACCUAACGAGGCUCCCACCCUCCGGAAUUUGAAACUUCAACCCUUUUCCCCUACCCCUGAAUUUGCAGCUGCCACGACCCUCACGACUCUUGAACUGAAGUUUAGAGGACACUGGAACCAGGUCGUGCAUCCUACGUUUAUCCCUACCCAGUCACUAACGGUG